Messenger RNA from Teleopsis dalmanni, 1572 nucleotides. RefSeq lists its product as uncharacterized. The transcript has 2 exons. The record is from RefSeq and is a predicted model, not a curated record. The coding region runs from base 1 to 921 and encodes 306 amino acids. Lineage: Eukaryota; Metazoa; Arthropoda; Insecta; Diptera; Diopsidae.
AUGGUCAUGCCAGCUGGUAAGAAACCAAAACAAAACACCUCGAUUCAGGGAUCGAGUAAACCCUCUUUCAGCCAAGUAGCCAGUCAGGCCAAGGGGAUCAAAUUAGGAUUUGUUCCUUUUGAUUUGGCUAAGUGCCCCCUAAACAGGGAACAGACUGCACAGCUACAGGAGGCUAUAAUUGAGACUGCCAUAGAGUUGGCGUCUGACGAGGUUAAACCAGAAUUUGAAGGUUGUUUCCCUCGUACGGGAUGGCUCAUGAUGGUGUGCACAAAUAACCAAACGGCUGAAUGGGUCCGUAAAAAUGCGGCAGCUAUUGCAACAAAGGCUAAACUGGGCGCCAAAGUGGUUGAAGAGUCGGAGUUUCCAAAAACACAUCUGGUGCGAGGAUACUUCCCACACAGUUGCGAUUUUGAAAAUACCAAGGUUCUUGCCACAAUUGAGGCCCAGAACAGGAUUAAAGCAAGCACCUGGAAGGUAUUACAGCGGACCGCAGAAGGUUCACUGCUCCACAUCGUCUUUGCUGUCGACGAUGCAUCCUGGAACUCACUGGUCCAGAGUGGAGGUAGAAUUGCAUAUCGCUUCAGCCAUGUCAAGCUACUGCUUAAAACUAACAGUAUGACAAAGGAGGGGCAGCCAGAACAACGGCCUGUGGAACAAAAGGUUCCAAAUAAACUCCAGAUCACAAGGACGGAGAAACAGAAAGUGGAGCACGUGGUUCCACAAUCAACACUUACGUCUAUUGUGAAUCCAAAUGAGGCCCCAACUACUAGUAGAGCCGCCAUUCAAAAAAGGCUUUGGAUGCGGCCACCUGUGGGUGGAGCAUCAACAACUCCAAAAGAGCGCCAGAAGGAAAAAGGGCCACGGAGAGCUCGACUUCAAAAGGAAGUCGAACGCUCUCUCAAUAAAACUCAACAAAAAUGAGCACCAUAGGGGUGUUACAGGCGAACCUGCACCACGCGAAAGGAGCAUCGGCUACCUUGUGCAGGACCUUCGCCACAAAAGGACUGGCCAUAGCGCUUAUCCAGGAGCCAUGGACAGUCGGUGGGCAUAUAAAAGGCCUUCAACAUCAAUCAAAUUUCAUCCAGAGGGACUUGGUGUCGGCCAUUUUUGAGAUCCCGACGGAGUGCGGAACACGAGAGAUCGUGAUCGCAUCGGCCUACUUUCCAGGCGAUGCAGAUGAAGCACCACCUGAAGCAGUCACAAACUUGGUAAGUUAUUGCAAAUCCAAUAAUUUACAAUUUAUAAUUGGUUGCGACGCAAACGCGCACCAUACCUUAUGGGGUAGUACUAACAUAAAUAGAAGAGGGCAAAUGCUUUUAGAAUACUUUAGUAGUAAUAACGUCAGCAUAUUGAACAAUGGUUCUGAACCCACUUUUAUUAAUGCCAUUAGAAGAGAGGUUCUUGACCUUACUCUUUCUAGUCAAUUUAUCUCCAAUUAUGUUGUUAAUUGGAGGGUCUCAAAGGAGGUUUCUUUAUCUGACCACCAACAUAUUCUUUUUGAACUGCCGGGUCACUUUUUACAUAAAAAUUUGCCAGCUGCACGUAAGUGUAUCAACUGGGAAAUCUUUAGAC